Molecule: messenger RNA, 639 nt
Organism: Colletotrichum phormii
Lineage: Eukaryota; Fungi; Ascomycota; Sordariomycetes; Glomerellales; Glomerellaceae
Exons: 1
Coding region: 299-601 (100 amino acids)
Source: RefSeq, a predicted model, not a curated record
GCUACCAAGCCAUCAGACGAUGAUGGUGGUAAUACUUGAAUGCCUUGCCCAAUGUCGACUCUCGAGUCCUUCUUCUCUUCCACCUCCCCUUAGCAUGUCCCCUCCAUAUACGGCGUCGCAUCCGCUGUGCCGCUGUCACCCCGCACACUCUUCCCUGCUCAUCACACGGACAUGCGAGUAGGAGGAGAAAUGAAGAUCUUCGUCUCUACCGUCGCUAUUCAAGGCCUUUCCCCGCGUUCUCUGCUGUCACCUUCCCGGUACCCCAACCGACCAUUGGGGUUGCGUUACAUAUCGGACCAUGUCUCUGAUCGGGAUCUGUCACCGUCUUGGCUCUCUUCUUUUAACCUUUCUACUUCCUUUCUUGGUACGCGAAAGGCAGUCCUCUCGAUGUAAGGCAACCUGCGAUACAACUCUAUGUUCCUGGCCUGGUGAUCUGGGCGACCUGGGUGACGUUGGACCUGCCAUUGAACCAGGUUUUCUGUUGAGAGAAGUGAUUGUUUCCCGGCAUCACAUAAAAGCUUGUUCGAGGUCCGCGGCAUUGGUUCUGAUGGAGAGUUUGGGUUGGCAGUUUUACACGACCUAUGUAAAUGUAACAGCGUAGAUAGUGGUAAAAAAUGCUGUUAUUAUAAGUGAACGACA